CGCGUCUCCGUUCCCUCGCUCGUCGCCUCGCCGCCUCGCCGCCCUGCUCGGUGUCGCCCAGUGCCGGUGGGGUAGGCCGCAGCGGCCCGGGUACAGAGCCCGCGCCCCGCGCCGUGCUCGACGCCGCGCUCCACGACGCCGUGCCGAGUGCUGACGGCGGCCAACUGUUGAGGGGGUCCAGGAGCGGUCCGGGACAGGUUCCCGACAGGUCCAGGAUGAAAGGACAACCCCGGACGGCGCUGCCCCGGGCGGCCGGCGUCCUCCGCGGCCUCGUCGUCCUGCUGGUCGUCGCGCAUCUGGCGGCCGUCGCAAGCGGGCGGCGCGUCCACUCCAAGCGCUACUCCGAGACGGCCACGCAGCAGGCCGCGCAGACCGCGCAGGCCCCGCAGACCCUGGCGCCGGAGGAGGACGAGGACUACGACGAGGAGGCCGAGGACGACGAGCGCGUCUACAAGAACCCGCGGAACUCACCGUCCGCCGUGUGCCCUCGCGACGAGGAGCAUGCCAACUUCCUGGGCCAGACGUGCCUGCGGAAGUGCUCCUCGGACGAGGACUGCAAGAGCAAGAAGAAGAAGUGCCGUUGCGACGGUACCUGCGGCAUGUCCUGCAUCAAGCCGGACCGCGAGUGCCCCGACCUGGACCCGCUGCCCGUGGGCAACGUGACGACCACGGGCCGCUUCUUCGGGGACACGGCCACGUACGCGUGCGAGAUGGGCUUCCACCUGGUGGGGCUGCGGGUGCGCUCCUGCCAGGCCGACGGUCACUGGUCGGGCCAGCAGCCCACCUGCAAGAAUGGCGUCUUUCCAGUGUACUGCCGCACGCCGCCGCCCAUGGACCACGCGCGGCACAACGCGCUGCAGCUGCAGACCACGUUCGACGUGGGCACCACGCUCAAGUACCAGUGCCACUCCGGCUACGUCACCAACGGCUUCCCCACGGCCAAGUGCCUCGCCAUGGGCGGAUCCGCGUCCUGGUUCGGCCCGGACAUUUCGUGCGAGCCCCGGACCUGCGGCCAGCCCGCCGACCCGGAGAACGGUUGGCACAAGGCGUCGUGCUACACGUACACCUGUCGCGCCACCUACGAGUGCGCCAAGGAGUACGAGCUGGUGGGGCGCGCCGAGAGGACCUGCCAGGCGGACGGCACCUGGAGCCCCAAGGACCUGCCCACCUGUGUGCUUGUGGCCGAGGUCGAGUGCCCCGCCCCGGAGAACCCCGUCAACGGGCGCGCCAUCUACACCCGCCAGGCCUACAACUCGGUCGUGUCCUACGAGUGCAACUACGGCUACUCCCUGGUGGGCGACGCCACGAGGAAGUGCGGGGCCGACAGACGCUGGUCCGGACACAAGCCAGCGUGCCAAGAGAUCAAUUGCGGAGACCCUGGGCCGCUGUACAACGGAUGGCUGGAGAACUUAGAGGGCGGCACGGGGCUCGGCGCGUCCGUCAUCUUCCGCUGCAAGGAGGGCACGAGGCUGGAGGGCAACUCGUCGUCCGUGUGCCAGAUCGACGGCCACUGGCGGUACCCGUCCCCCCGCUGCAUGGCGCCGUGCGUCGUGCCCAAGAUCAUCAACGGCACGGUGAAGCCGCGCGGCGUGAGCAACAACACGGACGACUUGAUGGGGGCCAUCGGCGCGGACGGCGCACAGACCGUGCAGCACGGCGAGCAGCUCGUGGUGCACUGCGAGCCGCGCUACGAGUUCCUCAACAACGGCACGCCCGUCACCUGCAACAACGGCACCUGGACGCAGAUCCCCAAGUGCCAGCCAGCACGGUGUAAGCGCAUGCCCCGCGCGCCCCGCAACGGCUACGUGAUCGCGCCCAAGACGGACCACGGCAUGCGGGCCCGCUUCGCCUGCCGGGACGGCUACACGCUCAACGGCACGGACGUGACGGAGUGCUCGUACGGCAACUGGUCGAACGAGGUGCCACUGUGCGACGAGGUGUACUGCCCCUUCCCGGGCUACGUGGAGAACGGCAAGGUGAUGCUGGUGGGCAACAUGGGCCUGUACGACUACCGGCCCUACGUCCGCAAGGUGACCAACAACAAGCAGAUCAUGUACGACUGCGACCGCGGCUACGUGCUGGCGGAGGGCCCGCCCGGCGCCACCUGCAUCGGCGGCGAGUGGAGUCCCCAGCAGCUGCCCAAGUGCGUCCCCGGCAAGCACCCCCGCCUGCGCUGGAGCCGGUCCGUGCGCCGCCGCCGCGCCGCGCUCUUCGCCGCCCGCCUCAAGAUGAUGUCAUCGCCGCGCUGGAGUGCCGACAGCGACAACAACGAGAGCAACCACGUGUCCGGCCACCGCCAGCACACGCGCCUCACGGCCGCCACGCCGGCGCCGUCCGUGGAGUUCCAGCCGUGGGGAGCCCCCGUCAUGGACCACGACAACGUGCAGGACAGCAGCGCGAUGCAGCCGUCUGCCGCCAGCCGCGACAUGAUGGCGCGUUUGCUGGGCAAGAACCUGUCGCCGGACAGCCACGCGGCCUCGGACUCGGCGUCCGUCGCCGGGGACCCCGAGCAGAGCUACAGCGACACGCAUCCCCUAUACGGGCGCGCGCAGCCGGCCCACAACGGGGCGGAUGGCCCCCGCGGCAUGCCUCGCCUCGUGUCCUGGUUCACCGCGGACGGCCGCACCCGCGAGCACGCCCGGGCCGAGCGGGCCCGUCGCGCCGCCCUGCACCAGGACCCCGACCACGAGGACGACGACGACGACGAGGAGGAGGACUCCAACUCGGCGUCCGCCACAGACGAGGCGUCAUCUUCGUCGUCAUCGUCCUCCUCCUCCGAGGAGAGCCUGGACCAUCACGCCGUCACCACCGCCGCAGCUAAGACCAAGAAGAACGAGACAGUGCUCUCGCGGCAGGCACGCGCCUCCCGGACGCGCGUCGGCCCCCAGGUUAUGCGCGCCAACCGGCACCGCGGCGGCGACCGCCGCAAGAGCACCAAGACCAGGAAGGACUCGACCAAGAAGACGUCGCCGGGGAACACCGUGACGUGCGAGGCGCUGGCCACCGACCAGUACACGCACGUGGUGGUGACCAAGCCGGGCCGCGACCACAACGACUCGGCCUCGUCGGGCUCCACGGUGCAGGUCUCGUGCGAGGUGGGCUACCAGCUCAGCAUCGGCGCCAACCAGACCGCCAAGUGCGUGCGCGGACGGUGGAAGCCCGCCAAGCCGGAGUGCAUCAUAGUGCCCUGCCGCAUCCCGGAGACUGAGCACGCCAUCUACCGGCGCGUCAACGACUCGACGUUGCUGAUCGAGGACACCGAGGUGAGCAGCGACGAGGAGGUCAAGUUCUCCUGCAUCAACGGCUACAACCCGGUGGGGGCGCUGCGCUUCCGCUGCAAGCACGGCGAGUGGGACGUCUCGGAGCUGCCGUGGUGCGAGCCAGGCGAGGACACGCACUACCGGGGCAGCGACUCCGGGAGCGACAUCGACCUGUUCGGGGAGGUGGACAAGGGGGACCGGCGCUCGUGCAACCCGCCCAGCAAGGUGCAGGGCUCGCUCGUCUACGUCAACGGCCACCCCAUCAAGGACAGCGACAUCAACUUCCCGGACGGCACCGAGGUCACCUUCAACUGCAUGGCCAGCAUCAUGGGCGAGAAGUCGACGUGGCGCGUUCUGUGCGAGGAUGGCACCUGGCUGGGGCGGUCCCUGAGUUGCGACAUGGAGGACCUCGCCGACAGCAAGAUGCGCGACAACACGACGUGCACGCUGCGCAGCACCGAGCCCAACGUCGUGUCCUUCCACAACGACCAGCUCAUCACCGUGGACGUGGUGGAGCUACCCGCCGGCGCCGUGGUGGUGUCGCGUUGCAGGGACAUCGGCAAGUACCAGCUCAUCGGCUCCAGCCACAGGCGCUGCGUGAGCGGGGAGUGGGACGGCCAGAAGCCGGUCUGCUUCGGCCUCAACCAGGAGAACGACUAUGCCCUGGAGAAGCCCCCCACCAUCCUGUUCCGGCACCGCCUGGGCCCCAUCGCGCAGAGCAACGACGGCAAGCUCAUCGUGUACCCCGGGGUGGUGCUGCACAUGGAGUGCCUGUGGAUCCGGCGCUUCGGGACGCCCAAGUGGUCCGUCAACCACAGCUACAGCUCCAACAAUUCAGCUGUUAUCGUUCUAACUGACUCCUUGAACUCGACUAACGCAACUGAUACGCCACAAAAGGUGUACCCCACAGGCUGGAACUCGGAGGACGGGCGCGACUCGGCGCUCGAGUACCGCCUCAGCAUCCUGCACGCCAGCCAGGACGACUCCGGAGAGUUCACUUGCACGACGCCCACCCGCCACACCCACGCCGUCACCAUCGAGGUGAAAGCCGUCAACUGCCCCAAGCUGCCGGAGAAGCGGGGCCUGGUGUACUCGGCGACGCACACCAAGAUGAACUCGCGCGUCUCCAUGUCGUGCCCCGGCGGCAACUCGCUCAUCGGCGCCUCGGAGAUCGUCUGUCUCGCGUCCGGGAACUGGUCCGCCCCGUUCCCGGUCUGCGAGAGUGAGUCACUAGUGGUGAACUGCGAGGCGCCGGGCACCCCCGACCACGGCUACACCACCGGCCAGGGCCCGCCGUACCGCGCCGGCGACAUCGUGCAGUUCAACUGCAACCCGCAGUUCAUGAUGGAGGGCCAGCCCAUCAUUGCCUGUCAGGAGAACGGGCGUUGGUCCGGGUCCGUGCCCAAAUGCGUCCAGGCGUGCUCCUACCCGGGCACGGCCAUCUCUGGCCGCAUGUCCGACGUCAAGUUCUACUACAAGAUCGGCGAGACAGUGACAUUCGACUGCGACGUGGGCCUCGAGAUCCGCGGCGUGAGCAUGCUGCGCUGCAUGCGCAACGGCAAGUGGUCCAACGCCAUCCCGGUGUGCGUUCCCGCCGGCUCCGGAGGCAACCGGUAGCCCAAGCGGUAGCCUCGCUCCCCGCUUUAGCCUCGCUCCCAGCUUCCAGCGCUUCCAGCUCCCAGCGCUACCGGCCUCGCCGUGCUCGCAGCGAGGGACGAGGGCCCAGGGCGCCGCAGGGCCCCGCGCCCCGCACCCCGAGGCAGGAAGGCCUUUACGGCCUCCUGGAGGGCGCGACCAUCGAGCACGUCCCGGCCCGCGGUGCCCCGCGGUGCCCCGCUCGCUCUGGGGCCGACCACCGCGCCGCCGCCGCCGCCACCGCCGCCAGGGCGCCACCAGCCGCCACCCGCAAGCUUCCAGGCGGGACUUCCCCGCCCCGCGCAGGCCGAGAGUGCGAGAGAGUGUCGCCGCCACGGAGUCCGUACCAGGACACACGGCCCCAGACGGCUCGUCUGCCCUGACUCGGUUCAUGCACGCUGCGUGCGACCCUUGACCCGAGUCGGCAGGCGACUUGUCCAGCCCCUAAGUCGGCCACGAAGCAUUGCAGAAACCUCACAAAGCGUUUCGACUCGAUUGUAAAUUUUGAACGAUCCCGUGUUUGACUCGAACAAAUUACGACAGAGCAAAAGUUAACAGUGCAACCAAAGUAUUGGCCUUUUCGUGCGUUGCUUUGUGAAAGGUUCUGCAGUGGGGGGUGUGCUAUCGUUCCUAUAGUUUCGGAUGACAGACCGUCACAACUCUCUCUUUCUCUCUAUCUCCCGCUCUCCACCUUUUUCGGAGGAUAAUUCUAAGCCUAAGGUUAGUAUUUUAUUGACAUAUAAUUCUCCCAACCCACGCAGCCCUUCGACCUUGUAUUAAAGUUUUCAAUGAGCCAUGGCUAAGCAAAUUGCAACGUAUCAUAUCAACUUCUUAUGCUGUUGUUUUUUAAGCCAUUAUUUAGAAGCGGAAUUUGAUGUGAUUUUGGUACUGUGUUGAAUGUGGGCACAUCACUUUUUGACUGGAGUCAAGUUUAUUCACAGUAUCUCCUCAUAAAGUAAAAAUGGCCUUGGAGCAAGUGUUAUGUCACAAAUCGUGGAGUGAUAACUUGCGCUUUCUAGAAUGAAACAAUUUGUCUGGAGUCUAUUGUUGUAAUUUAUGUUGUUUUGUUGAAACGAAUGUGUCUUUCUUUCUCCUGAAAAACUGCAAUCAUUUUACAGCAAUUUCUGCUGUAUAAUUUAAAAUAAUUUUAAACAGCCCUUACUCCCAAAUCACUUUGCUCAAUUUGUGUUUCUUCACUGCUGCCAUUCUGGAAAUAAACUAUUUCCACUUAUUAAACCAUGCACAAACAUGUGUCAGACAAUAACAAAGGAUAACAUCUUUGUCCCAACAUGGUGGGUUUGAAUUCUGCUGGUUUCUUAUCUUGAUACAAAAUAUUGUACUUAGUAAAACUAUCCUGUAUGUAGGCCUAGUAUUUUAGUCAGUAAUGCUCACUGUCUCCACAUCAAAAGCACUUUGAUGUACCGAAAUAGGACUUCUCUGUCUUUCAAGCAGCCUCUAUAUAAAUUUAAUAAAAUGUCAUUCCUGCACUUACUUCCAGGCUAAAUUCAAAAAAUUGAAGUGGCUGGAAAUAUGUGCAUCUGUUGUAGACGUAACACUUAGAUUAGCAUGCCUUCAAUGAGUAGAAGACAUUGUUGUGUAGAAUUUUGUAUGUUAGGCUAAGGAAGAAGCUUUUUAACUGUGAACAACAAAUCUGGGAUUUGAAGGAACGGCUAGGUGGAAGAGACUGUUUCCAAGCUUCUAAAGUGUGGCCCUAUUGUUAAAACCUUAGCCGACGUCAAUGCCUCAAUAAACAGCAGAGUGUGAUCAAAUGUAAAAUUACUGCCCAGCUCACCACUAUAUUGUGUCAAUAUAUGUGAGCAAUUUCUUUUCUCUCGACUUUUGUAAGGACAUGAUAUGGCUGAGAAAUAUUAAAUAAAGGAGCUGUCCUAAAUUGA
Thrips palmi is the source of this 6790-nucleotide messenger RNA. RefSeq lists its product as uncharacterized. Gene Ontology annotation, biological process: response to cytokine; heterophilic cell-cell adhesion; leukocyte tethering or rolling. The coding region runs from base 216 to 4877 and encodes 1553 amino acids. The record is from RefSeq and is a predicted model, not a curated record. NCBI's taxonomy places the organism in Eukaryota, Metazoa, Arthropoda, Insecta, Thysanoptera, Thripidae. Gene Ontology annotation, molecular function: oligosaccharide binding; sialic acid binding; peptidase inhibitor activity. The transcript has 29 exons. Gene Ontology annotation, cellular component: external side of plasma membrane; extracellular region.